Girardinichthys multiradiatus is the source of this 3467-nucleotide messenger RNA. It is a transcript of the gene rx2, whose product is annotated as retinal homeobox gene 2. Gene Ontology annotation, molecular function: RNA polymerase II cis-regulatory region sequence-specific DNA binding; DNA-binding transcription factor activity, RNA polymerase II-specific. The transcript has 3 exons. Bases 68 to 1054 code for a protein of 328 amino acids. The record is from RefSeq and is a predicted model, not a curated record. Gene Ontology annotation, biological process: positive regulation of transcription by RNA polymerase II. NCBI's taxonomy places the organism in Eukaryota, Metazoa, Chordata, Actinopteri, Cyprinodontiformes, Goodeidae.
GUGAAGUAGAACAAUAGCUUUCAAUUAAAGUUGCAAACUGUCUUGUCUCAGUUGGUCGGAUGCUUGGAUGCAUUUGCCAAUGGAUACCCUUGGAAUAGUGGACGAUAGUGGACACGGAAUAGGGGACAACUAUGACAUGGCGAAAGGUGUCGGAUCGAGCGCUGGAGGAAGGGUCCACAGCAUUGAUGUCAUCCUGGGAUUCACAAAAGACCAAGAGCGUUUACUUCAUUCGAUGGGAGGUGGAGACAGUCCGAAGGACUCUGGAGCAAAUGCACAGGAUCCUGAAAAGCACGUUUCGGCGGAUCCAUAUGGGCACCUACCAGAACUGGGUGACGGCUCCCAGCACUCUGUUUACCAUGAUUCGGACCUAUUCCCCAAUGACAAGUGUGAUGGAGAAAUAGGUGACCUGCACAAGGAAGUGGAUGUUGCUGAAGACUCUCCAGAGGCAACUAAAGAAGAGGAGCACGCUAAAAAGAAGCACAGAAGAAAUCGUACCACUUUCACCACUUAUCAACUUCAUGAGCUGGAGCGAGCCUUCGAGAAGUCUCACUACCCAGAUGUCUACAGUCGGGAAGAACUGGCGAUGAAGGUCAACUUGCCUGAGGUUCGGGUUCAGGUGUGGUUCCAGAACCGAAGAGCAAAGUGGAGACGUCAGGAAAAGAUGGACACCAGCACCAUGAAGAUCCAUGACUCUCCAAUGCUAUCUUUUAAUCGGCCCCCCAUGCCUCCAAACGUGGGCCCAGUGGCCAGCCCUAUGCCACUCGAUCCCUGGCUAAGCUCGCCAAUAUCCAGUGCCACGGCCAUGCACAGCAUUCCAGGGUUCAUGGGCUCACCACAGGCCCUACAACCUGCCUAUUCCAGCCACAGCUUCCUCAACAGCCCACCUGGCAUGGUCCAAGGCAUGCAGCCCAUGGGCCCACCUCCAUAUCAGUGUCCACCAAGCUUCAACGAUAAGUACCCUAUAGAGGAUGAUAGGAGCACCAGCAUUGCAGCGCUCAGGAUGAAGGCUAAAGAGCACAUUCAGUCAAUGGAUAAAACCUGGCAGCACAUGUGAUUUUGCUGUUUAAUAUGAAUGGAUCUCCCUCUUGGGAAUGUUUACAGACUGCUUUUUGAUUUAUAUAUCGUUGAAGGUGAUGUGUGGUACCAAAGAUGUAAAGACCUAACUCUCAAAAUGAACUUUUUGUGACUUUUCAAUGUCUUUUUCAAACAUGAUCAAGUCUUAGGAAAUUGGUAAAAUGUCUAGGGCUGUAUUAUUUGGUUUAGCUCCUCCAAAUGUUUAGGUACAGAUUCUCAAAUUACACUUUUUGUCCUGCCAUAAAUGUCUUUAUUUUAGACUACUAUUUACAUCCACAUAUAUGAACUACAGAAAGGCUGUUUAGAGCCAUCUUGUCAGAGGUAGCUCUGUUUUUUAACUGAUUUUAUUGACAGAUGUUAAAAUUUCAUAUUUGUUUCAUGUCUUAACUGAGUGGUGUUUUGACUUUUGUUGUGUUUGUUAAAAAAAAAAAAAAAAAACCUAAUAAGUUUAUAGGUCUUUCUAAAGCUGCUGGGCAACCCUGAUGUGAAAAUGUCUUCUUGAGGAUUAAUGGGAAAUAAAUUCUCCUUAAAAGGUUUUGAAUAGCUAUAAAGAUCUCACUGUUUUUGAAUGCUGUAACGUUUCAGAGGUUUUUGUCCCUUACAGAUUUAUCCAGUUUUGACAUUUUUGUCACUCUCACGUCUUUUAAUAUCAAAGACAAGCAGAGUAAACACAAAAUUCAGUUUUCAGAUGAUAGUUUAUUUAUUAGGGGAAAAACAUUGUAUUUUGCCCCAUAUGAAAAAGUAUUUGCGCCCUAGACUUAAUCACCCUUGUGCCACCCUUGACAGCAUUUAGUGCCUUUAAGCGUUUGACAACAACUGGCUGUGGAGGAAUUUUGUGCCACUCUUCUGUGCAGAAUCAUUUUAAUUCAGCUAUAUUGAGGCAUUUUUGAGCAUGAGUGGCCUGUUUAAGGCCAUGACACAAGAUCUCAAUUGGUUUUAAGUCUGGACGUUCUAUAGACCAGUGAAAAAACCUUCAUAUUGUUCUUCUGAGCCAUUCAGACGUGGACUGGCUUAUGAGCUGACGUGCUUUGGAUCAUUAUCCUGCUGCACAACCCAAAGGGGACUGAGCCUAAUAAUGAUAAUAAUAUUAAUUAUUAUUAUUAUUUGUUUAUUUAUCUGCACUGGACUGGCAACCUGUCCAGAGUGUACCUGCCUCUCUCCCGUAGACUGCUGGAGAUAGGCACCAGCUCCCCCGUGACCCACUAUGGAAUAAGCGGUAGAAAAUGACUGACUGACUGAUUUAAGAUCACAGACUAAGUGUCUGAAAGAGCAUUCCAUAGAUGGGUGGCACCAGCUCAGAAGGAGUCGGGUUGAAUGUGUGGAAGGCAGGGAAGGUUGUUUGUGGGGUAAGAAGUUGUUUAAGACAGGAAGGAUCAGUGGAUGCACUGAUGACGGAGAUCUUGUAUUCAAUUCUUGCACUGAUGUGGGCCAAUAUUGUGAGUGUAGAACGGGCGUUCAUGGAUGUUCAUGGAGAUAUUCUGCAGUUUCUGGAGAUUUUUGCUAGGAUUCCCAUACAGGAGUGCAUUCCAAACUGAUUGCCUAACAUUCUCCUUCAGGUGGUACAGAGCAGAAUGUAUGGUUCCAUAAAACAGGACAAAUCAUUCAGGUCGUAAAGGAGCAAGCUGCUCCAGACCAUCACACUACCAUCACCAUGUUUGACUGUCUUUAUGAUGUUUUUCUUUAAUGCUGUUAGUUUUAUGCCAGGUGUAACAGGAUUUAUACCAAAAACUCCCACUUUUGUCUCAUCAGUCCGCAGAAUAUUUUCCUAAAAGUCUUGGAGAUGAUCCAGAUGUUUUAUGGUUAAUGUGAGAUGGACCUUUGUGUUCUUCUUUAGUUAGCAGUGGUUUUUGCCUCAGAACUCUACUAAGGAUGUUGAAUCAUGAACUCUGACCUUAACUGAGGGAAAUGGGGCCAGCAGUGCUUUGGAUGUUGUUCUGGGUUGUUUUGGAACAUCCUGGGUGGGUUUGAGGUGGCCCUAGAGUGAUUUUAGUGGGCUGUUCACUCCUGGGAAGGUUCACCACUGUUCUGUGUUUUUUUCCAUUUGUGGAUAAAAAACUCUCAGAGUCCCAAAGUUUGGCUUUGUAACCCUUUCCAGACAGAUAGGUGUCAAUGACUUCUCAUUUGCUCUGCCGGUAGUUUUGUAAAUAAUGGCUGACUAAUGGUUAUCUUUGUCCAAAGGUAAUGUUUGUUUGAUGAUCUCAAAGCGAGAAAAGCGAGACAAAAAAAGUCUAAAACAAGAAACCUGUAAGGGGCAAAUACUUUUAAACAAAGCUGUAUAUCGGGCUUUAAAGUUUGUAUUUAAAACUAGAUGUCUGCUCAAAUGUAUCUUUGAAAUGGAUUUAAAGCGACUCCUGGUCUUUUAUAUUUAAAUAAUUAAAACGGUCUUAUGGAGA